AUGUCCGCUGCCCAAGAAGAAUUCAACCAGCUGGUUAACAGCCGUCCACACUACACCACCCACCCCGAAGACCGCGAAGACUCAGACCCCCACUACUCCGACGAAGAACCCUUGCAUAAGACCGUUGAUUCCUCCGACGAAGACGAAAACAUGGUCUCCUCACGUGCCCCAAACUACCACGUGCCCAACACCGUCUACGACGCCAACACUGGCCCCAAGGGAGUUAUUGCCGAUGCUCAGGCCUUUGAGCGCGCCCGCAAGAAGUCCUUCCGCCGCACCCUGCUCAACGCUGCCGGGAUCAACCACGGCCCUUCUUUCAACUCCAAGUCCACCCGGGAUGAGUCACCAGCCGGCGAAUCCUCCAGUGAAGAUGAUGACGAGGCCCGGUUUAUGAAUAAGUGGCGUGUGUCCCGCAUGCACGAAUUGCAAAAUCGCAACAAUCGCCGCCCUAGCCCGCGGGGUAGACGGUUCGGCUCGGUUGAAACCGUUGAUGCUGUGGGGUACCUCGAUGCCAUUGAGAAGGUCACUUCGGAUACCGUGGUUGUGGUCUGCAUCUAUGACCCGAAUUACGACGAUAGCGCUAUCGUUGAGGAAUGCCUGGUUACGAUCGCCCGCCGACAGCCCACGACCCGCUUCGUAAAGAUGCACCAAGAUAUCGCCGAAAUGGAUCACAUCAAGGCCCCUGCCCUACUGGCUUAUCGUGGGGGCGAUGUCUUCGCAACCAUCGUCGAUGUGUUGCGUAGCAUUCCUCGCGGCCGCAGUUGCAGUGCUGAUAGUUUGGAAGAUUUGUUGAAGUUGUGCGUCUCCCCUCAAUGA
Molecule: messenger RNA, 816 nt
Organism: Penicillium salamii
Lineage: Eukaryota; Fungi; Ascomycota; Eurotiomycetes; Eurotiales; Aspergillaceae
Source: the annotation of a GenBank genome assembly